AUGGGCCGUCACGGUCUUCAUCUUAUUCACUCAAAAGCUUGGGAAAAACAUCAUGAACUUCCGAUACAUGGUGUUCGUUCACAACGCCAAAUGCAUCGACUUCAAUCGAGAUUAGCUGAACUUCAACAGCCAGCUGAUCGUCUUCAACAACUUGCGUAUGAAAUGAAAAUUUCUCCACAAGCAUUCAGCGGCGAUCAAGUCUUAACAUUAGCACCAUACUUUCCUGGUACAGAACUCGUACUUGCUCUUCAUCUAUUCGAUAAUCAUCUAUUUGGUUUACGAUGUGAUCUGGCAAUACAUUUGCUCAACAUGAUUACAGUACCAGAACAACGUCUUGAUGCUUUGCAAGUGAUUGAUGAAAAUCUUCUAGAUCCAGUCAAUCGUUUUCAAUUAAGAAAUCUAUUUCCACCCUAUCUGCUACGACAAGCUGAUCAAAUUCUAGCUGAAGUUCGUGGUCAGUCACAUAUCUAUGGAUCGGUAACUAGUUCUCGAGUCAUCUUUCUCAUCGACACAAGUGGUUCAAUGAGUACUGAAUUUCAAACAGAUUGUGGCGAAUAUUCUAAUCGUCUAGAAUUUAUUGUACAUGAUCUUCAUAAGAUUCUUCAUCAUCGUAUACAACAACAAAUGAAAUUCAAUAUUAUUCAUUUUGGUACGCAUGUUCAUCCUUGGAAACAUACAUUAACACCGGCUACUCAUCAUCAUCUGAAGCAAGCAGAACAUUAUCUGGAUCAUUUAGAACCUGCAGGAACAACAAACACACACGAUGCAUUGAAACAAGCACUCAGUGAUGAAGAAGCAGAUACAAUUUAUUUACUUUCAGAUGGUGAACCAACAAUGGAUACGAGAACAAUUUUACUUGAUUUACAAAAUUGGUUACAACAACGACAAAAUCCAUGUGUGAUACAUACAAUUGCGUUUCUAAUGGGACAUACAAACAAUGAUCCGAGACCAAGAGAGUUUAUGGCUGAGAUUGCGAGAAUGGCAGGAGGAGUUUUUAGAUGUUUAGAUCCGUUUACUCCAAUACAUCAAGAAUUUGGGGAUUCAUAUAAUCAAAAUCCCAAUUUUAAUGACGACGAGUUCGUUCAAUUCUUUCAAGGAAGACUCAGAAAUAUUCCACCACAGUUAUUACAAAAUGUUGGACUAUAUUCUCAACAACAGUAUCCAUCUUCUACAAUGAUUACAACAAAUACUCCUUACCAAAUACAAUCUUCAAAUCCUGUUCAACAAGAUUCGGUUCCGAAUUUCAAAUCUCAACUCAAAUCUCGUCCUCGUCUGCAAGAUGAAAUUGAUAUUCCAUCAUUUCAUCAUGAACAUGGUCACGAUCGUUUUACUAUUCGUUUAAACAUUCGAGAAAUCGUUCCAAGACACGAUGGUCAAUGGUCAGUAUCACAUACAUUUGAUGAAUUUAAACAACUUCAUCAUCAAUUAGAAAAACGAUGUGCUACACCAUCCUUUCCUUCACAUCAUCAUUCCUUACUACAUCGUAGUAAACAUAAUCAGGAAGAACGACGACAAGACUUAGAAAUCUACAUUAAACAAUUAUAUGUCUAUGUUAGUCCGUAUGAAUAUCCAGAAUUUGAUUUAUUCUUAUUAAUGGAAUUACAUGUAAAUCAAUUAAUAAGACAAGCAGAAAUCGAAUGGAAAAUACACGAACAACAAACAGCAAUGCCAUCGUCCACAGAUGAAGCACCACCACCACCAUACGAACUAGCGAUAAGAUAA
Messenger RNA from Adineta steineri, 1722 nucleotides. The record is from the annotation of a GenBank genome assembly. NCBI's taxonomy places the organism in Eukaryota, Metazoa, Rotifera, Eurotatoria, Adinetida, Adinetidae.